UCUAGUUGUUGUCAAUGGUUAUUAACCUAAAAAUGUCUGAGAGUAAAGGAAAAAUUUAAAUAUGCCAGCGUAUUAAAAGAUAAUCAACCAAUAUGAUAGCCGAUGUAAACGCUCUUCUGUUUUAUGGAAGCGCCUUGAUUUUUUCUUCCAUAUUAGGGGUAUGCCUCAUAUUAAUCUCUAAUUCCAACGCGUAUCCGGUAGUACGGCGGAGCAAGAAGGAGAAAUAUUUUUUGGACCCCGCGACCGGUGAAAAUAUCGAAUUCCCUACAAUUACAAAUAAAUCCAGUGUUUACCUCAGUGUUGUGGUACCAGCUUAUAAUGAAGAAGUCAGACUUCCUCCAAUGCUUGACGAAUGUCUAGAGUUUCUAGAACAAAGAAGUAGGCAAUUAUCAUUUAAAUAUGAGGUCAUAGUAGUAAGUGAUGGCAGUUCAGACAACACAGUUGAAAGAGCGUUGGAGUAUUCUAAAAAGUAUGGCACAGAUAAAGUUAGAGUUCUGAAAUUGGAAACAAACAGAGGCAAAGGUGGCGCUGUGCGUUUGGGAAUGCAAAGUUCAAGGGGAGCUCUGUUGUUAUUUGCGGAUGCCGAUGGAGCCACAAAAUUUUGUGAUCUCGUUAAAAUGGAAGAAAGUUUGAAGGGACUUAUUGAUUGUGACGAUUUAAGAACUAGGGAUGUGGUGGAAGAGAGACUCGCAAUAAGUAUAGGAUCAAGAGCACACCUUGAAGAGGAAGCUGUGGCGAGCCGUACUUUUUUUCGCGUUAUUUUGAUGUACGGAUUCCAUUUUUUAGUGUGGCUUUUUGCUGUAAAAGGCAUAAGAGACACCCAAUGUGGCUUCAAACUGUUCACCCGGAAAGCUGCGAAGAUAUGUUUCAUUAGUUUACAUGUUGAAAGAUGGGCAUUUGACGUGGAAUUGCUUUACAUAGCCCAAAAGUUAAACAUUCCCAUCUCUGAAGUUGCCGUCAACUGGACUGAAAUCGACGGAUCCAAAGUGACCCCCAUAUGGAGCUGGAUACAGAUGGGCAUCGAUUUGGGCCUGAUCUGGUUGAGAUACACCAUAGGGGCGUGGAAAAUUAAACACAGUAGUUAAUAAAAAUAUGUU
Cylas formicarius (sweet potato weevil) is the source of this 1097-nucleotide messenger RNA. It is a transcript of the gene wol, whose product is annotated as dolichyl-phosphate beta-glucosyltransferase. Gene Ontology annotation, cellular component: endoplasmic reticulum membrane. The record is from RefSeq and is a predicted model, not a curated record. Lineage: Eukaryota; Metazoa; Arthropoda; Insecta; Coleoptera; Brentidae. The transcript is spliced from 4 exons. The coding region runs from base 93 to 1085 and encodes 330 amino acids.